This is a messenger RNA of Zootermopsis nevadensis, 2408 nucleotides long. RefSeq names its product retinol dehydrogenase 12. Lineage: Eukaryota; Metazoa; Arthropoda; Insecta; Blattodea; Termopsidae. The record is from RefSeq and is a predicted model, not a curated record.
AUCUGAAGUUCAUUUUUUGUUGAUUAGGUUGUUGCAAAGACUACUGUUAAGUUUGGGGGUCUGUUUAUAAGUAACAUUUACAGUGAACCACUUAGUUCCCUCAGACUUUAGGCUGUAAAUCCUAAUCAGGAACUUGAAAUUGCGUAUGUGAUAUUGCUGUAAACUGUUCUGAUGACUUUGUGGUUUUGAAUGUAAUUUCUGAAACUUAGUAAAGUAAUAAUGGGUCAUAAUUCCUCCUCCCUUCCAUUUGGGUAAAUAAUUAUGACUAGUUUCACAUGUUUUGUAGUUGCUACUUUUAUGAGUCCCAUGUUACCCAUUUCUCAUGUUUUUUAUGAUUCAUAUUAUCGAAUAAUCUGGCGCUGGUGCCGUUCAGCCAUUUGACCUUAGUUGUCUUUGACCUCGAUUGUUCUAUGUUUUAAUCUGUGCUCAUAACCUUAAAAAGCGAAAUGGAAGGAAGCGGAAGUAUUUAUUGUAUGUGUGCGCGCGCGUCCGUAGAUACGUUUGAAUUUUGUCGUGUAACAUUGUACGUUUUUAAGUUUAGAAGUAUGAUGUCUAAAUGAGCUCUUUUCAUUGUAAACAUAGUUAAAGUAGAAUGUGUGACUUCUGUGAACACAGUGGAUGUAUUGUUAUAUUUUUGCGAUGGGCUGAGACUGUCUCCCGGUGGAUUGGGCCCUCCAACCAGUCCUUAUGUGAGACGGAAAUUUGAUUUGCCUUCCAGAAAGCGGGAUGUGGUUCUCCAGCAGACGCAGUGACAGUGACGCACGGUUGGACGGCAAGGUGGCCGUCAUCACAGGUGCCAACUGCGGCAUCGGCAAGGAGACGGCACUGGACUUUGUGCGGAGAGGUGCUCGCGUCGUCAUCGCAUGUCGGGACCUGAAGAAGGCCGAACGAGCUGCAGACGACAUCCGACGUGACACGAGCGAAGUGAAGGACGCUGGUCACGUGGUGGUGGCCCGGCUUGACCUGUCCUCACUGGCCUCGGUGAGGCAGUGCGCCCAGCACCUUCUGCAGACCGAGCACUCCGUCAACAUACUUGUCAACAAUGCCGGCGUGUGCUACUAUCCGAAGGCUUACACAGAGAAUGGCUUUGAGAUGCAUAUUGGCGUGAACCAUCUGGGUCACUUCCUGUUCACUUGUCUUCUGUUACCCCGCAUUAUUCGUUCGGCACCUGCCAGGAUCAUCACUGUCUCCUCUUACAAGAACUGUUUAGCUGAAGGCAUCUGUCUGAACGACCUGCACUGGGAGAGAAGGCCGUACAGUGCCUUUGAUGCGUAUUCUGAAUCGAAGCUGGCCAACAUACUAUUCAGUGUGGAGCUUGCCAGGAGGCUCAAAGGGCUGGGCGUCACCACAUAUGCGGUCCAUCCCGGAGUCGUUGCUACCGAGGCCGCACGCUACGCGAAUGACUCGUUCUUCUCAGGUGCACAGUGGUUGUUUGAAAAUGUCCUUAUAUAUUUUAUCAAGACACCACGGCAGGGUGCGCAAACUACGAUCCACUGUGCUGUGUCAGAGGAGGCGGGGGGCGAGACUGGACUCUACUACAGGGACUGCAAGAAGGGCCGACCAAAUCCCUUAGCUUUCAACACGAAGCUGGCAGUAGAUCUGUGGGACAAGAGUGCCAGACUGGUGGGAAUGCGGUCCUGGGAUCCCUUCACUGCGUGGGAUACAACUUCCAGGAUACUGUGCGAAGAUUCCAAAGGGUCAAGGCAACUCUGAAGACUCAGUAUUUUGAAACAAGUGGUGUUACGUUUUUGUAGGGUGUUGAAAGACAAGACCUUGUGCUCUAAACACACCAGGCCACAAUAUUCUUAAAAGUGUGAAAAGAACUUCCAGUGGAAUGAUGCAUUUUAAGGUUUCAACAAAUUUGUCUUGGUUGUUUUGAAACUACUCAUGAUGGAUGUAAUUUCCAAAAAUGACAAUCAAGUUAUAGCCCUCAUAUUUUGAUGCCUGGUCGCUAAUAAUAUCAAUAUUUAUAUCACUAGAUUAAACAAACGUGCACUUUUCUUUUUUCACAGAACACCACACAUUUAAAAUUCUAGUUGGAGAGAUGAAAUGACCAAACACAGAGUAGAGACAAUAUAUUUCUUCACAAGCUGUUUUAUUCUACUGUGGUAAUGGCAACACAUACCAAGCAAAUUGAUGAUGAUCUUUGAGAAGACUGUACAUGAGACUGUGACAAGCCUCUAGACCUAAGGAAGGCGAAUGAAGAUGAUGUACAUUUAAUAAGACACAUAACAAUAUCCAUUUAGAUGUUUUCAAGUGAGUGCAUGCACAAAAAAAUUUAACUUUGUAGCGCUUAGUAAAGGUUUCUGAUACCACAUUUUCUUCAAAUCCAUCAUCUGGAUUAAGAGCUGGAAAGUGUGACAUGCGUCAGGUAUGAGCUUAAUAAAAUCACCAAGAUUUCACAGUGA